AUGCAUCGUUAUUUCAAUAAAGUUUCUCCUGUUGCCGAGGUCUCAUCUUCGUCAGUGAAUGAACCUCCACUUCUCCAACCACAAGAGUUACCGAUUGAAGACAAAGAUAAAGUCGAUUUAGAGGAUGAACCCGCACUUCUCCAAUCUCAAGAGUUACCGAAUGAAGACAAUGAUAAACCUUGGUUGGAGUAUAGUGUUUCAAAGGAAGCUGCUUACUGCUUAUAUUGCUAUCUUUUCUCAAGACUCCACGGAAAUGGACAAGAUGCCUUUGUAUCAAAGGGAUUUACUACUUGGAACAAGAAAGAAAGGUUAAGAGAUCAUGUUGGAAAUCAUACAAGUGCUCAUAAUAGGUGUAGAUUAGCAUGUCAGGAUUUGAUGAAUCAAGCUCAACACAUUGAAGUCUCUAUAUCAAAGCAGUCAACACAAUCGAAGCUUGAUUAUCGCUGCAGAUUAAAUGCAACGGUUGUUUGCCUUCGUUAUCUUAUCAUGCAAGGAAUGCCUUCUCGCGGACACGAUGAGUCUGAAGGAUCCUUAAAUCAAGGUAACUUUCUUGAGCUUUUGAAAGUUAUUUCCUCUUGCAGCGAUGAGAUAUCUAGUGUUACAACAAAAGUCAUUGUACAAGAUAUGGGAAAUGAUUUUUUCUCCAUAUUAGUUGAUGAGUGUCGAGAUAUAUCUGUCAAAGAGCAAAUGAGUGUUGUGGUGCGAUAUGUGGACAAGAAUGGAUGUGUUAUGGAACGUUUUCUUGGUGUGGUGCAUGUUAGUGACACGGUUGCGACCUCACUGGAGAAGGCACUUGAUUCUUUGUUAUCUACUUAUGACUUAAGUGUAUCUAGUUUGAGAGGACAAGGAUAUGAUGGUGCUAUUGGAAGUUCUUGUAAGCGCAGAGAUAUACUUAGAGAAAAGCAGAGAGAGAAAAUUUUAGAGCGGAUUGCAAGUGAUGAAAUUUAUACCGGGAGAGGAUUGAAUCAAGAGAUGGCGUUAAAGCGGCCUGGAGAUACUCGUUGGAGUUCGCAUUAUGAUACUCUUAUCAACUUGAUGCAAUUGUUUUCUUCGAUUAAUGAUGUUCUUGUAUAUGUGGGAGAGAAUUCUCGUGAGUAUCCACAUAGGGCUGAAGCUAAUGAUGUGUCAGCAAUAAUUAAUCUCUUUGAGUUUGUCUUUGUGUUACAUCUUAUGAUGCAAAUCUUGGGAAUCACACAUGAACUAUCUCAAGUGCUACAAAAAAAGGAUCAAGACAUUGUCAAUGCAAUGAAUCUUGUCAAGGUAGCAAAAGCACGUUUGCAAAUGUUGAGGGAAGAAGGUUGGGAGGGUUUGCUUAAUGAAGUUUCUGAGUUCUGUAACAAAUAUGAGAUAAAUGUCCUUGACAUGGAAGAUGAGUUUGUGCCUCGAGGAAAAGCAAACCGUAGAGCUGAAAAAAGGAAGAAUCUCCACUAUUGUCGAGUUGAGAUAUUUUGUUCUGUGAUUGACAUGCAAGCUCAAGAGUUAAACCAUCGUUUUGGUGAAAUUAACACGGACUUACUUUCAUGUAUGGCAUGUUUUGAUCCUAGAGAUUCAUUUUCUGCGUUUGAUUUGGAGAAGCUGCUUCGUCUUGCUAGUUAUUAUCCAUCAGAAUUUUCUGGAGUUGCUUUGAAAGAGCUUGAAAAUCAACUUGAAAGCUUUAUUUUUGAUGUGCGGAUAGAUGAAAAUUUUUCACAAGUAUUUGGGAUUGGUGGUCUUGCUAAGAAGAUGGUUUCUACAAGAAAGCAUGAAAAUUUUCCAUUGGUUUAUUUGUUAGUCAAGUUGUCAUUGAUCUUGCCGGUUGCUACUGCCUCAGUGGAAAGAGCUUUUUCAGCAAUGAAGAUCAUCAAGAGUACUCUACGUAAUAGUAUGGGAGAUCAACUGUUACAUGAUUGCUUAGUUCCUUACAUUGAAAAGGAUGUCUUUGUUUAUGUUAGUAAUGAAACUAUUAUGCAGCGAUUUCAGAAGAUGAAAAAUAGAAGAGAAAUGUUAUGA
Molecule: messenger RNA, 1989 nt
Organism: Salvia hispanica
Lineage: Eukaryota; Viridiplantae; Streptophyta; Magnoliopsida; Lamiales; Lamiaceae
Source: RefSeq, a predicted model, not a curated record